This is a messenger RNA of Staurois parvus, 978 nucleotides long. The record is from the annotation of a GenBank genome assembly. NCBI's taxonomy places the organism in Eukaryota, Metazoa, Chordata, Amphibia, Anura, Ranidae.
AUGUAUAUUGACUGCUUUGUUUUAUGUAGGGUAGAGAAAUACAGACCAAUAAAGCUCAAUGAAAUCAUCGGUAAUGAAGAAACUGUUAGUCGACUUGAGGUGUUUGCAAGAGAGGGAAAUGUUCCAAAUAUCAUAAUUGCAGGUCCACCAGGAACUGGUAAAACCACAAGUAUUUUGUGCUUGGCUCGUGCACUUUUGGGUCCUGCACUCAAGGAUGCUGUCCUAGAACUGAAUGCUUCAAAUGAUCGAGGCAUUGAUGUGGUGAGGAACAAGAUCAAAAUGUUUGCACAGCAAAAGGUUACACUUCCGAAAGGCCGGCAUAAGAUCAUAAUACUGGAUGAAGCUGACAGCAUGACAGAUGGAGCACAACAAGCUUUAAGACGAACUAUGGAGAUCUAUUCAAAGACAACACGAUUUGCUUUGGCUUGCAAUGCCUCUGAUAAAAUUAUAGAACCCAUCCAAUCUCGAUGUGCUGUGCUUCGCUAUACAAAGCUUACUGAUUCACAGGUUCUUGCAAGGCUAAUGACCGUCGUAGAGAAGGAGAAUGUUCAGUGCACAGAUGAUGGUCUUGAAGCAAUCGUGUUUACAGCACAAGGAGAUAUGAGACAGGCUUUGAAUAACUUGCAGUCUACAUGUGCUGGCUUUGAGUUUGUGAACAGCACCAAUGUGUUUAAGGUUUGUGAUGAACCACAUCCACUGUUGGUAAAAGAAAUGUUACAGCACUGUGUGAAUGCAAACAUUGAUGAAGCAUACAAGAUAGUGGCUCAUCUCUGGAAACUAGGUUACUCCCCAGAAGACAUCAUCAGCAUUAUCUUUCGUGUGUGCAAGACUUUCCAGAUGCCUGAAUAUCUCAAGCUGGAAUUCAUUAAGGAAAUUGGCUACACACACAUGAAAGUUUCAGAGGGUGUAAAUUCUCUUUUACAAAUGGCUGGACUCCUUGCACGUCUGUGUCAGAAGACCACAGUGUCCACAAGCUAA